GAACCAAAGCUUGAAGAAUCUUCAUACAUAUCAUACCUAACUUUUAAUGGAGUGUGUGGUUCAAGGAAUAAUCAAGACUUAGUAAGGCUACUAGGUGAUGUUGAACAUUUUCUCGUUUGGAUGUGGCUAUCUUAUGGAAUGUGCAUGGUGUUCCUUUUGCACGACCUAUUACUUUUGAAUUUUGACUCUUGUGCGACCUUGAGCAUUCUGAAACCACUUGAGCUAGGUAUUCCAAUUGAGGUUGUUCCUACUGCUGCAGCUGCUACAUCAUCACUUAUGCCUGGUAGUAGGGGCACAACCUUGUAG
Linum tenue is the source of this 306-nucleotide messenger RNA. The record is from the annotation of a GenBank genome assembly. Lineage: Eukaryota; Viridiplantae; Streptophyta; Magnoliopsida; Malpighiales; Linaceae.